Diachasma alloeum is the source of this 5267-nucleotide messenger RNA. RefSeq lists its product as uncharacterized. NCBI's taxonomy places the organism in Eukaryota, Metazoa, Arthropoda, Insecta, Hymenoptera, Braconidae. The coding region runs from base 2015 to 2476 and encodes 153 amino acids. The record is from RefSeq and is a predicted model, not a curated record. The transcript has a single exon.
GGCUGGCGUGGCCCAGAGUAAAGCCAUCCACCGACUGACUGGGACGAGUUUUCUCGACGCCAAGGCAUCGUCCACCGAACCCUCGACAAUUUCACCAUCCAUUCGACAAUUUAUGAGUGAAAAAACGCCUCCUAAAAUCGUCUCGGGCUGUGAACAACAGAGACUCGUUGUGAUGAACCCGGUUUGUUUAAUUUUUACGGAGUAAAGUUGUUGGUGAAGGUGUAGUAGUGGCUCUGUGCCUGUGUGUUUGUGUCGGAAGUGCUGACCACAGGGGAAAACAACAAACAAUAACGGUUUUGAUGAGGUGAGAACUAGUCGGUGUGAAGAAUGGUAUAAAAAUUGGAGUUGACGAAUUGAGAAGUUGUUUUUCUGUGGUUCUGGAGCCUAAACGGACAAUAAUAGAAGAGAAAAAAAUUGACGAAAUAAUAUUAUUGAGCAUUUGGAAGGUUGAGGACCUCUGGAAGGCGUUCAAGGACAUAAACAAUACUACAAAAAUUAAAAAACAUCAGGUGGUGCUGAUAAACAGAGAAAUUGCAGGAGUUGUUGGUGAGUGAGUGGAAUUUUCGUGUUUUCGAAGGACAAAAAAGGAUUAAAAAAUAUAAAUAAAUUUCGUUAUUGAACCUUUGGGAGUUUGAGGACCUCUCCAAGUUGUUUAAGAACCUUAACAAUAAUAUAAACAAUAAAAAACAUGAGUUGGAGUUGAUGGACAGUGCGAAGUUGUUGCAAUUGUUCACAAAAAAUUGAUAAAAAUAUAAAUCUUCAACAUUUGCAAUUGCGAGGGCCUCCAGGAGCCUCUCAACAUCAUAAACAACAGUAUAAACAGUGGAAGACAUCACCAACAACAACAACUGGAAGCUUAUUGUUGGAUUUUCUUGUUUUUAAGGCAAAAAAAAGUCUUCAAAAUUGAAAAAAAUAUAUAAAUAAAAUCGUAAUUGUUCUCUGCAACCGAUAAAUCACAUGUUGAAGUGUCGAAUAAUAAUUCUGAAGUGAAAAUAAGAAAUUGUUGGUGAUAAACGGGAGAAACCAUCCAAGUAAUUUCAUCGUCUGACGAAAUUCCACAGGCUGAGCCAGUGUUUUUGUGUCUUCGGGACAUUCCGUGGGAGCCGACGGUCUCUGGGAGAGCCGUUAAAAAAUCCCAAUACCUCUCUCUCACUUCAGUCCACUCCUCUCUGUUCACGAGGCGCGUGUGGAGGCCUUUAACUCCCAUUCAUUGACGCACGGAUAACCACGCGUCAUAAUAAACAUAUUUCGAGGGAGUUUGUUGUUUUUUUUCGCAGACGCAACGAGGCAUAAACACUGCAACGAGAAGUGCAAUUACCAAUUUCAUCGGGACUCAUUCAUUUUUUAAUUGAGAAAACACAAAGUCACUGUGAAUAGGGACAAUUGUUUUUUUUAAUUGUUUUUUUUUCUUAUCACGCGGGACAGUGAUUCAUACGUGUUUGUGAUUACGUCGUGGAGCGUCACGUGUAUCAAAUAUUUGUGAACAAUUGUUUGAAGGAGUGCUUAAGCAGCAGAAAAUGGAAAGUUAAGGGCCUCGAAGGGAAUUCACAGCUCGACAAUUGGAAUAAUUGAUGUUUUUUUUUCAUUUUCAAAUGUUAAUUAACGAUAACUUAAUGAUAACCGAGGGCACUGAAGAAUAAAUAAACAAGUUGAAAAUGUUGAAUUAAAAAAAAAUUGGAGAAGAAAAAUCCAAAACAAAAAAUUAGCAUUUGUGCAUUUUCAAAAGUUUGUGAAUUAAAAGUUGAAGAACCAUACGAGAACAUUAAACCAAAAAUAAACAUUAAAAAAAAGUUACAAAAAUCCGAAAAAUUCAAAAAUUGCAAAAAACCAAAAAUUAACUUUUUGCAUUUUAAAAAGUUGAUAAGCAACAAGUUGAUAGAGAGGAUCAUCAGGACACUCAAGGCUGAAUAAAAAAACCGAAGGAAGUUGGAAGAAGCCAGAGAAAACUCGAAAAGCUCUGGAUUUUCAAAACUAAAGAAAAACUUUUUUCCCAAUAAUUUCCUAAAAAUACAAAAUGCCGAGUGCCGAGGAGCCGACAUACCUCAAAGUGAUACCCGAGCCGCCCCAGGACUUCCUGACACAUGACGUUGACCUCCUAGUUUCGCAAAUAAAGGAGAAUCUUCGUCUCUCGUCGCUGAAAGCAAAAUCCUCAGUGAGCCAGCGGUGCAGGGUGGCCCCUUACCUGGCUCCCUCGAGGGUGAAAAUGAGGAGGUUCGAGGCAGGCUACAGAUUACAAAAGAGCAAGGACAAAGCCGAGGACGAUCCCUACGAGAAGCUCAGGGAAUUGCUGGAGCAGGGGAGGCUCAUCAGUGAGGCAGUGAAAAAAUUACAGAAAACUAAUAUCGAGGCGCUCGACGACUCUGAGGGCGAGGAGGACCACCUGCAGGGCAUACACAGGGUCUACAGGAGGAAAGACUACUACUACGACUCCGAGGACGAGCCACUACCCGAGGUUUAUGAUCCUGAGUUGGUGUGAAUCGUGGGUCUGUGCAUUUUUUUUCGUGGGAGACAAAUAAACCUAGGGGAGGCAUUGGUAAUUGGGGGGGGAGAGGAACAUUUUUUUUAAUUGUGGGAGGUGGUGAGGACGAGGGGGACGACGAGGGAGAGGACGAGGACAUUGUAUACGAAUUUGGAGGGGGGGAGAGGAGAGGGAAGAGAAAAAGGAGAGUUUUGGGUUUUUGCACUUGAGUUGAAGAAGACGAAUCUUGCGUUGGGAAUAUCGCGGGAUUGGCUGAGUCGAAUUGCAAAUUUUUUUUUUCAGUUUGAAGGUUUUUUUGACGGGAUUCGAAGGAGCGGUGAUUUUUGGAAAUCGCAUCGGUGCGACGCGAGAUAUUGAGGGUUUUGUGGCACUCGUUUCCGAGGAAUUCCACAAAUUAUGGGAAGGGUUCUCUUAGUUUUUUUUUAGUUUUUUUUUUGGAGGAGGAAUUCCGGGGGUCUGGGGGAAUUCUUGGGGGAUUUUCGAGUGUCCUUGAGGCAGUGGAGAUGAUUGUGCUCGUGGUUAUGAUUAUGCUCAGUUUAAUUUUUAUUUUUAGAGAUGUUGAGGGGAUGAGAGCGAAAUGAGAGGAGAUGAAAAAGUGAGUUUAGUUUUUCGCGGAUAUCUCGCAAUCCGUUGGUGGUAGGGGGGUCUCAGCGGGGAACUUUUUUCUGGGGGAGAUUCAGGGCUGCAAAAAAUGUUCUACGAAAAUUUUUGUGCCUCCACUGGGUCGCGAGAUAUUCGGGGAAAACGGAUUGGGGAAUGGGUAACAGAUCUCAGCGAAAAAUGUCAAUCUCAGUCGUAGUAGUUGAUGGAUGCAUGUAAAUUAUGAAAAUUCAUUCUCAUUUUUUUUUAUAGGAGUUCAUUGUAAUGAGGAAAAACGACGGGGAGGAUUUUUGAGUCAUUUUUCCUCGAUUUUGGGGGAUAAUUCAAUUACCUUUGAGUAUUUAGGACGAUUUGAACAGUUAAAUAAGAGGAUUAUUGGGGGGAAUGAUUGCUGAAACACUCGAAUUUAUUGGAAUUUAUGGAAUGUGUGGGAGACUGGAGGGUUUUGUGGAGUAGCUUUACACAUUUCAGUGGGGGAGUGAUUGCAGAAAGUGAGUCUAAACUCUGUUUCGGUUUAUUCUGUGAAUUUUGGGGGAUUUUUUGUUUCAUUCCAGGGGUAAUUGACAAUUCAACUGAAUUAAAAAGCCUGAAAUGAAGAAAAUUCGGUUCAUUUAAUUAGUGAUUAGCUGGGGAAUGAGUGAGACAUCUUCUUAGAAGAAUUCAAUGUCUUAAAAAAUGUCUUUUGUUUUUUUUUGUCUGAGCCAAUUUCUUCCUAAAAUAAUUUCUGAUUUAACAAAACGAAAAAAAGGAAAACUUGUUCGUCAAAUUCGUGAUUAUCUGGAGAACGGGUGGAGUUACAGGAAAAAAUUGUCUUCACUUUUUUUGUGUAAUUUAAUUUCCUACAAAAAAGGUCUUACGAUAUUUUUCCCUCACUCCCCUCACUUCUGAGAUAAUUCUCCAUUUAACAAAAUAAAAAAAAAUGGGAAGAGAGAUAAAUUCAAUUUGACGAAAUUGAGAGUGAAAUUGGUUCACAAGAAAUGUCGAGGGGCAAUUUUUCGUAUGAAAUUCAAUGUCCCACAAAAAAUUCGCCGGAAUUCUAAUCUAAAUCCCAGAGUUUCCAAAAAUAUUCACAAGAUAAACUCUAAACUUUAAACUUUGAAUGGAAAUUGAACUGAAUUUCUGGACUUGUGCCCUUCUACCACUCCCCCACAGGUAUAAACUGUGCAUGUUUUAGUGCAUAGUGAACCAACAUUGUCCAUCGAUGGCAUUGAUGUAACAAACGUUGAAUUUUUCCGUUAAUUUUUCCACAGAAGUGUAAAAACACGAGAGAAUUUUUUUUAUUCCUCUGUUUAUUAACAUUUGUGAGCUGUUAGUCAGGCGUUUUGAGUACACGUCUGUCGAUAAACAUCGAAUUAAUGAUUCACCGAUGGUGACUAUUUCCGAUGAUCGAUGUAAUUAACAGAGAGAAUCUUCUAUUUCUGAUUUUGUUUUUCAAUUGGGGAAAGAUGAGGUAAAAUGAACCUUCAUAAAUCAUCAAUAUCUCCUGAACUAAUGGUGCGAUUGGAACGAGUCGGGUCUCAUUUUGAAACCUGAAAAAAUAAAGAAAAAAUGAAAAAAAAAAUUUCGAAUUUUACUCAGCCAAUCUUGAAUUAUUGAUGAUUAAAGACGGAUCAUUUUCCAUUCCUCUCGGAAAAACGUUCUGGCGCAUCAAUAAACGUUGACAAAUCCUAGGUAUUGCGUUUAAUUGUAGCAUAGGAGGUAUUUAAAUGCGUAUGGAUGAUGAAUCAUUUUCUUUCACAUUUUUUUGUUCAUUUCAUUUUGAGUUUGGGGAAGUUGAAGUGGUAAAACGUAGCGAAACAGAAAAAUUCUACCCAAACCUGUGCUUAAAGGUGGAAUUAUCUCGUUAACGAGUCGUUGUAGAGAAAAAUGUUGAGAAACAUUUUUAUAGAGAAUUUCAUGGGCUACAAAAAACGUCUGAACGUAUUUUGCUCUAAAUCCUGUCGUUAACAAGAUAAUCACAAAAAUAGUAAUACCGAUUUUUUUACGUUUCACCACUUCACUCCUGAAUCACGAUUGCCUGUAUUUUUUUUUAAGAUACGAGUGGAUAAACAUUUUUUCAGUUUAACGUUGUAAGGUAAAAUGUUAAGGAAAAUACAAAAAUAUAUCUCGUUGUGAUCGCCGGUUAUUUUCGGCAAACCUUGUAAUUAUAGAAUUAAAGAUAAAUGAAAUAUUUAAAGUUCAAAUCAAA